GCCAAAGUCACAGUAGAGUAAAGGCAGCGGAUACUUGCUCUGUUUAACUGGACAAACACAAGUUACUCAGGAUCUUAAGUUUCCCAUGUCAAGUGUUUCUACUUCCUACUGACUCUCUGUGAGGUCCAAACUAAUGGCCAAUUUUGAUGCCCAGCUUCUUUUGCCAUUCUACAUUCUCACCUUCUCGAUCGGCCUCCCCGCCAACAUUCUGGCCUUCUUUACAUUCUGCCGAAAGGUCCACCGCAAGCCUACCCCGAUCGAUAUUCUCCUGCUGAACCUGACAGUAUCUGACCUCAUCUUCCUCAUGGUCCUGCCCUUCAAGAUGAAAGAAGCUAUCGACGGUAUGAACUGGAACCUGCCGUAUUACUUGUGUCCCAUUAUUAGUUUUCUUUUCUUCUCCACCAUCUACACCAGCACAUUGUUUCUAACAGCGAUCAGCAUAGAGCGCUACCUGGGCGUCGCAUUUCCAAUCCGAUACGCGCUAGGACGACGGCCACGCAACGCUGCCAUUGCAAGUUUCUUCCUUUGGCUUCUGGGCUUUCUUAACCUCAGCAUUGUGUACAUAGUGCCAAACAUCAACUCAAGUAACCCCACGAAUCAAGAUAACGUGGAAAUAAUGUGCUAUGAUAACUUCACCCAAGAGCAGCUUGAAAUUCUACUUCCUGUUCGCCUGGAACUUUUUCUCAUGCUCUUUUGCAUACCCCUCCUCAUCUGCUGCUUCUGUUAUAUAAACUUUAUUCGAAUUCUAUCUAAUCUGCCCCACCUGGGACGACGUCGUAGACUCAGGGCCAUUGGACUUGCAGUUGGGACGCUGCUGGUUUUCACGCUCAGUUUCAGCCCGUAUAACAUCUCACAUGUAGUCGGUUAUAUCCAUGGUAAUAGUGAGGGGUGGCGCAAUUUUGCUUUAAUUUCUAGUACCCUGAAUGCAUGUUUGGACCCCAUCAUCUUUUACUUCUCCUCGGCCGCUGUCAGGAGUGCCAUAAGAGCCUGCGCUAAUGGUUUAAGGGACAAGCUGCACAUUGUGAGAUACAGACGGUUUCAAUGCUGCCCCCUGCUGGAGACCUCCAGGACUGAGGCCAACAGAGACACAAAUCCACCUAUGGACCUGAAAUGA
Messenger RNA from Triplophysa dalaica, 1114 nucleotides. RefSeq lists its product as uncharacterized. Gene Ontology annotation, cellular component: plasma membrane. The coding region runs from base 134 to 1114 and encodes 326 amino acids. The transcript is spliced from 2 exons. Gene Ontology annotation, biological process: cellular response to fatty acid; G protein-coupled receptor signaling pathway. The record is from RefSeq and is a predicted model, not a curated record. Gene Ontology annotation, molecular function: G protein-coupled receptor activity. NCBI's taxonomy places the organism in Eukaryota, Metazoa, Chordata, Actinopteri, Cypriniformes, Nemacheilidae.